CCCGCAGCCAUGUCGCGGCGGUCGGCGCGCAGACGCCCGGCGGCCGGGGCCGUGGGGGGGGCCCCCGGCGGAGCCCCCGCGCCCGGCGAUGCGGAGCGGGGCAUGGCGGCGCCGGGCCUCACGCUCCUGCUCAAGCUGCUGGCCGCGGCCUUCUACGGACUCAGCUCCUUCCUCAUCGUCGUCGUCAACAAGAGCGUCCUCACCACCUACGGGUUCCCCUCCUCGCUGUGUGUGGGGCUGGGCCAGAUGCUGGCGACAGUGGCCGUGCUCUGGGCGGGCAAGGCGCUGCGGGUGGUCAAGUUCCCCGACCUCGACAGACACGUCCCUCGCCGGACGUUUCCUCUACCUCUGCUGUACUUCGGGAACCAGAUCACCGGGCUGUUCAGCACAAAGAAGCUGAACCUGCCCAUGUUCACCGUCCUGCGGAGGUUUUCCAUCCUCUUCACCAUGUUUGCCGAGGGAUUCCUGCUCAAGAAGAAGUUUUCCUGGAGCAUCCAGAUGACAGUAUUUGCCAUGAUCAUCGGCGCCUUUGUAGCUGCCAGUGCUGACUUGGCCUUCGACCUGGAAGGGUAUAUUUUUAUCCUCAUUAACGAUGCCUUAACAGCUGCGAACGGUGCCUACGUGAAGCAGAAGCUGGACUCAAAGGAGCUGGGAAAAUAUGGCCUGCUCUAUUACAAUGCACUCUUCAUGAUCCUGCCCACCUUGGCCAUCGCCUACUUCACCGGAGAUGCACAAAAGGCCAUGGAGUACCAGGGCUGGGCAGACACGCUCUUCAUCGUGCAGUUCACGCUGUCGUGUGUGAUGGGGUUCAUCCUGAUGUACUCCACAGUUCUCUGCACUCAGUAUAACUCUGCUCUCACAACUACAAUAGUUGGCUGCAUUAAGAAUAUUUUAAUAACCUAUAUUGGGAUGUUUUUUGGAGGAGACUAUAUCUUCACGUGGACCAACUUCAUCGGUCUAAACAUCAGCAUUGCUGGAAGCCUGGUGUAUUCCUACAUCACCUUCACGGAGGAGCAGAGGAGCAAGCAGUCCGAAGUGGGCAGCAAGAUGGACAUUAAAGGGAAAAGCUCAGUGUGACCGGGGAGAGGAGCUUCCUUGGGAGGUGACCGACUUCUGCUCAGCCGAGGACGGGCAGCCCGGGGGAGGAACCCGGGGCGCCUGCCGCGGGGUCAGGGCCACGCUCUUAAUUUGCACAAAUUAGAUUGCUGCCUUUACAAAUGACUGGGAAGAUGAUUGACCGCACGGCAAGGGAUGAAUCUAAUGAAGCCUGAUGGUGAGGGAAUUAAUGGGUCUGUAAUCACGUGGAGAUCUGGCAGGAGAGCCUGGCACAAGCGGCGCGGGCGGCGGAGGGUUGUGUCGGCUCCCGGGGAGGCACCUGGAGCAUCCUCGGCUGCCUCUCAUCCCGGUGGGGGCAGCAGGAUGGGUGCUGGGGCUGGCUGGGAAGGGGAGGCCACGGGCUCUGGGGCAGAUCCAGCCCUGAGGGGAGCAGCACAGAGGGAGGGCAGCACUGGGCCUCGCAGCCCACACCUGGGGAGCUCCGGUGUCCCCCAGCAAAGCCCCUCCUGCGGGAUGCUCCUGGUUUGGGCCAAAAUCCCCUUGUUGAACACUCAGUGCUCUUUGAACUUACAUUUUCCUGUCUUCUUUGUUGUUUUUGUUGUUCUGUUGACCUGCUUUUAAAGCAGGGUUUACCCACCCCUUCGUUUCUCAGAGCCCCACAGGGAUUCACCCCUCUCCUUCCUGCUGCUUGCAGCCUUGAAGGCUUAACCCCACGGGGCUGGCACCUUCCCUCAGAACACCCCAGGGGGGCAAAUCCCAUGGAUUUGGGAAAGCUGCUGGCCAUGCCGGGGCUGGCCCUGGAUCCAAGGAGGAGCAGCAACAGGGUUUUGCAGGAGAGCUGGUGUUGUCCCACCUGGCACAUGGAGCUUCCUCCUUCAGCCCAGAAAUUGGGCUGCAAAGAGAAGCAGCCAAGCCCUGGCCCGUGGGUUGUGUUUUGAUGUUACAAAUCUCCUUCUAUUUGUGGCCUGUUAGAAGAAGAGGAUUUUUAAUUUGUCAGGCAGGGUGAGCUGAUUUUUUUUUUAAAAGGUAGUUUUACAUGGCACUUCUUUCUGAGUCUCUUUGGAUUGUUUUUUGGCUUAAAAAUAACUGUUUAUAGUGUAAAGCCAAUUUUGGUAAAACUCUGAGGGUUUUUUGGUUUUUUUUUUUUAUAUCCUUCCUUUUGGUCACCAGGAAAAUACCUUUCCUAGACAAGAAACUUUGUUUCUGGGAGAUAUUUGCUAUAAAUGUGCCUGCUGUUUGGGGAAGCUGCAUUUGUUGGGAGUGCUUCAUUUUGGUGUUUUUCUGUGUGCCUGAGAACUUGUGUGUCAGUGCUGGUACCACCAGAGGUGAGAGUCUGCCAGCCCCUGUGCUGCCAAAUCCCAUCCCUGGAGUCCUUCUGGACAAGCCUGCUGGAGCUGAGGGCUCCACACUGGGUGAUUCCCUUUUGGGCUUGCUGUGGAGAGGGGUUGGAGCUCAGUGUUGCUCCCCCCUGCCCCGACUCCAAGUGCAGAAUUGGAGAAAGCAAAAAAAACCCAACACCACAAAAAACCAAACCCCUUUGUCACUUUUAUUGCUUCCUAAAUGUUGGUAGAAGCAGCUUUGCAGUCAGAGCUGUUACUUUUUUUGUAGGGAAAGAUGAGAAAUGCUUCCUGCUGCUCCCAGAGCUGCUCCCAGCCUGGCUCCAGGCAGGGUUACUGGUCCUGACACUGGUUCUCAGUAGCCAGGAGGUGCUGGGGCUGGCAGACCCUGUCCUGGGCUCCCUCUGGGGUUCUACCCCACCGACCCCCUGCCUUCCUCUCACUUGCUGCAACACAAACAUGUGCAAAUCCCUUUUUUUUGCCACAUUUUCCUUGUCCCGUCGCUGUGCCCAGGGCUGGCAGUCAGGAUAUGUCCUUCCUGCCCAACGUUGUGAUUGUUUGUUUGUUUUAAUUGCUUUGAAUUUACUGGUUAGAUUUAUUGUCCAAGCCUAAAAAUAUUUGUAAAAGCUUAUUUUGUUGGUAACUCUGCAACACUUGAGGGCAGGGGCUGCGGGGUGUUGUAUACACUGGGAAAGUGAACAGAGUUCCUAUCACAGUAUUUUCUAUGCUAUUCAUUGACUAAAAAAUUUUCUAUAUAGAAUCUAUUUACAAAGAAAAAAAAGACCAUUUUAGUGAUUAAAAGGGUGAUCUUUUUAUGCCAGUGUGCGGCCGGCUUUGUAUCUCAGUCAGUGAUGAGAGCAAAAAAAAAAAAACACAACAGAAAAAGGAUUUAAUGUGCCUUUGUAUUUUUGUACCAGCUUCAAAUAAACCACUGCCCUUCCCUCCUCCUCCUGCCUCUGCCCUCACUGCCUGGGAGCAGCAGCAAAGGUGAUGGAGGAGCUGAGGGUGCAGCUGGACCUGG
This is a messenger RNA of Apus apus (common swift), 3414 nucleotides long. RefSeq names its product solute carrier family 35 member D1 (gene SLC35D1). Gene Ontology annotation, cellular component: Golgi apparatus. The transcript is spliced from 12 exons. The record is from RefSeq and is a predicted model, not a curated record. The coding region runs from base 10 to 1077 and encodes 355 amino acids. NCBI's taxonomy places the organism in Eukaryota, Metazoa, Chordata, Aves, Apodiformes, Apodidae. Gene Ontology annotation, molecular function: GDP-fucose transmembrane transporter activity; antiporter activity.